Molecule: messenger RNA, 2607 nt
Organism: Aplysia californica (California sea hare)
Lineage: Eukaryota; Metazoa; Mollusca; Gastropoda; Aplysiida; Aplysiidae
Product: multidrug resistance-associated protein 1
Biological process (GO): transmembrane transport
Cellular component (GO): membrane
Molecular function (GO): ABC-type transporter activity; ATP binding; ATP hydrolysis activity
Source: RefSeq, a predicted model, not a curated record
UGGCCUACAUCACCGUCAUGUUUGUGGUGAACACCGUGUGUUUUAUUAAGUUUAAAACAUACACUCAUCAGCUGAUGCAGGUGAAAGAUGAGAGGCUGAAAGUGCUCAGCGAGGUUCUGAAUGGGAUAAAGGUUAUCAAGCUCUAUGGUUGGGAGCCCAUGUUUGCAGAGAAAGUGGCAGAGAUUCGAAACAGAGAGCUGAAGAUUCUACUCAAACUGUCAUUCAUAGAUAUCGUGGAAACUUUUUCGUGGACUGUCUCGAUUUUUUGGAUGCUGUACUUCAUCCUUAUGACCUUCGUGCUUGUGGAUAGCUCCCAUCACCUGGACGCCAACUCUAGCUUCGUGACCUUGAACUUCAUAAACCUGCUACGACUAGCCACCAACGUGCUUCCGGUGUUAAUUCAAGCCUCUGCCAAGGUAGUGACAUCUGUGAAAAGACUCAACAAAUAUCUCAACUCUGAGGAUAUCAGCCGGCAGAGUCUUUACAGGAAUACAGAUGAUGAGCUUCCAGUGAGAAUCUCAGAGGCUGACUUUUCCUGGGAAAAGAACGGGCCCCUCUCCUUAAAGAGGGCAUCAACUUGUCGGGCGGACAGAAGCAGCGGGUGUCCCUGGCCCGGGCGCUGUACAGCGAUGCAGACAUUUACCUGCUGGAUGACCCGCUCAGCGCGGUGGACAGUCACGUGGGAAGACACAUCUUUGACCAGGUCAUCGGCCACACAGGCAUGCUGGGACAUAAGACCCGAGUGUUGGUCACCCAUGGAAUCCACUGGUUGACAGAAGUGGACACUAUUGCAGUGAUGGACGAUGGUCACCUCACUGGUGUGGCCACCCUGGACGAGUGGGUGGAGAGAGGAGGCGCCUUUGCACAGUUCCUCUCUCAGCACCUUCACAAUGACCGCGGAGGGGAUGAGGAGGAGGAGGAGGGCGAGGAUGAAAGUAUCAUGGAAGACGGUCACAUCAGCAAAGCCGUGUUUCAACGUUUGGUGUCCAUAACGUCAGAGAAAUCAGCUGAUGAUAGCGCUGGAGAGACUCUGCACAAGAGCGUCCACAAACAGGAGGCAGGCUCUGACGUCACGCUCCAUGUGGAGAAGUCAGGACAGAAGAAGGAGGAGCCCAGCAAGAGCAAGCUGAUCACAGAGGAGGAGAUGGACACGGGAAAGAUCAAGUGGUCAGUCUACGGCGAAGUGGCCAAGGCUUAUGGGAUCGGUUUCACCAUCUUGACAGUUGUCUUUUUCAUCGCCAACGAAGUGGCCCUUGACCUCGGCGACCUCUGGCUAUCCGCGUGGACAGAUGACCAGCCCCUGUCCAACUUCACUCAGCUUCCGGCCAGCAGUGAGGCCAGGGCAGACAAGAAUGAGUACUAUCUCCUGGUCUACACGGGACUUGGCUUAGCUCAGACUGUGUUGGUGAUCGCCUACUCCAUCGUCCUCCAAUGCUGUAAGAUCAAAUCCUGUCGCAAAUUCCACGCCAAUCUUCUGCACAGCGUCCUUCGAGCACCCAUGGAGUUUUUCGACACCACGCCCAUGGGCCGGAUUCUCAACCGUUUCGGAACCGACAUGGAGCAGUUAGACAUGGAGGUGUUUUUUGAGCUGAGGAUUGUCCUGGCUCACAUCUUGCGCAGUGUUGGGAUUAUCGUCAUCAUAAGUUACAGCGUCCCGGUGUUUUUGGCGGUGAUUGUUCCACUCUUGGGGCUGUUCUAUUUGGCUCAGCAAUUCUACAUCCGGACAUCCUGCCAACUCCGACGAAUCACCUCCAAGAAUCGCUCCCCGCUGUACGCACACUUCAGCGAGACCCUAUCUGGCACCAAUGUCAUUCGGGCAUAUCAGGCUCAGGGCAGAUUUAUCCACGAAUCGGAGGCCAAAACCGAUUACUUUCAGAGAGCUGUUUAUGCCUCUAAUGCUGUGAAUAAGUGGAUGCAGGUCCGGAUGGACAUGUUGAGCUACGUCAUCAUCGGCUCGUCUGUUAUCUUCGCCGUCUCCUCCAGAGAUGAAAUGUCGGCCGGUCUGGUGGGUCUCACAAUCACGUAUGCGCUGUCGGACCCCAUGCUGUUUGCCGGCAGUCUACGCCUCAACCUUGACCCCUUCCAAGAAAAAACAGACGCCGAACUGUGGACAGCUCUCGAGCAUGCUCACUUGAAGGCGUUCGUGGAAGAGUCGCCUCAGGGCCUGGAGCAUGAGGUGGGGGAGGGGGGUCAGAACUUGAGCGUGGGUCAGCGACAGCUGGUGUGCCUGGCCCGGACGCUGCUGAGGAAGACCAAGAUCCUGAUCCUGGACGAGGCAACGGCGGCUGUGGAUGUGCAGACGGAUGGGUUCAUCCAGAGGACCAUCAGAGAGGAGUUCAGCAACUGCACCAUCCUCACUAUUGCACACAGGCUCAACACCAUCAUUGACUAUGAUAGAGUGCUUGUACUGGAUAUGGGUCAGAUUGCUGAGUCCGGACCCCCGGCGGAGUUGUUGGCAGACCCCACCUCUGUCUUCUUCUCUAUGGCAAAGAACGCUGGACUUGUUUAGUUGUAGGGAAUACAAUGUUCAGAGCAAAAGAAGAAAUGAUGAUGAGGCGGAGUGGCUGGAUGAAAUGAAAAUGAAUACAUGAAUAAAUGAAAAAAAAA